Messenger RNA from Lacerta agilis (Sand lizard), 3713 nucleotides. RefSeq names its product ArfGAP with GTPase domain, ankyrin repeat and PH domain 3 (gene AGAP3). The transcript has 18 exons. Gene Ontology annotation, cellular component: nucleus. The record is from RefSeq and is a predicted model, not a curated record. The coding region runs from base 33 to 3323 and encodes 1096 amino acids. Gene Ontology annotation, molecular function: GTPase activity; protein binding; GTP binding. Gene Ontology annotation, biological process: proteasome-mediated ubiquitin-dependent protein catabolic process. NCBI's taxonomy places the organism in Eukaryota, Metazoa, Chordata, Lepidosauria, Squamata, Lacertidae.
CAGCGGCAGCCGGCUAGGGCGCGCCGUCGAGGAUGGCUGCCGAGGGCUGGCGCUGGAGUGAAGCGGGCCGCCCGCCGGGGACCCCCCGCGCUUGCCCGCGCCGCGCCGUCAGCGUAUGCGAGUCGCUGGACCUGCAAGGCGUGCCCGCCGUCCAGGCGGCCCUCAAGGCGGCCGAGCGCCAGCGCCAGCGCCCCAAGAGCCUCUGCUCGGUGGGCAACGGGCUGGGCGUAGGUCCCCUCGGAGCCGCCCGGCCCCCGACGCGAGCGCGCAGCGGCUUCCUGGACUUCCUGCGCCUCCGCUCGCCCCGACGGCACGACGACGAAGGGCCGCCGCGCCCGGGCAGCGCCGCCUUCCCGCCGACGGAGGCGCCCCCGACGGAGCCCGGGGGGUUCCUGCGCGGCGGCUCGCUGUGGGGCAGCCGGCGCUGGAACCUGUUCGGCGCCCGCGCCGACGGGGCGCGCAAGGGCCUCAGCUCGCUGCGCAAGAGCUUCAGCUUCCGCCUGCGCCGCGGCCACGAGCUGCACCGCUCGGGCUCCGGCCUGCUGCGCCCCGCGCGCCUCCGCACCCGCAGCGAGGGCGACGCCAACUCCCUGCACACCUUCCCCAGCAAGCGGGACCUGCUCUACCCCGACGCCGCGCAGCCCCGGGGGGACCGGGCGCGCCCCGACGGCGGAGGAGGAGGAGGCGGCAGCCUGUGGAAACUGCUGGCGGGCCGCCUCCGGCGCCGAGAACGCUGCGCGGGCCGCUCCUUCAGCCCCCUCGACCCCCGCGGGAGCCCCGCCAGCGCCCUCUGGAGCCUCCCGGGAGCCGAGCCCAUCCUCGUCUCUGUGGGGAGCCGCCGCAGCAGCGGGAGAUCGCCCGAUUCCUUUGUCAACAGCCAGGAGUGGACCUUGAGUCGGUCAGUGCCGGAGCUGAAAGUGGGGAUCGUGGGGAAUCUGUCCAGUGGGAAGUCCGCCUUGGUUCACCGCUAUCUGACGGGGACCUACGUGCAGGAGGAAUCGCCGGAAGGUGGCCGGUUCAAGAAGGAGAUUGUGGUGGAUGGGCAGAGCUACCUGUUGCUGAUCCGCGAUGAAGGAGGCCCUCCUGAGCUGCAGUUUGCGGCCUGGGUGGACGCCGUGGUCUUUGUCUUCAGCCUGGAGGACGAGAUCAGCUUCCAGACGGUCUACAACUACUACUUGCGGCUCUGCAGCUACCGCAAUACUUCGGAGGUGCCCAUGGUGUUGGUGGGCACGCAAGAUGCCAUCAGUGCCACCAACCCCCGGGUGAUUGAUGACUCCCGCGCCAGGAAGCUGUCAAACGACCUGAAGCGCUGCACCUACUACGAGACGUGUGCCACUUAUGGGCUCAAUGUGGAGAGAGUCUUCCAGGAUGUGGCCCAGAAAGUGGUAGCCCUGCGCAAGAAGCAGCAGCUCUCCAUUGGGCCCUGCAAGUCGCUGCCCAACUCUCCCAGCCAUUCGUCCGUCUCGGCUGCCUCCAUCCCCUCUGUGCACAUCAACCAGGCUGCCAACGGGAGCGGGGCCUUCAGCGACUACUCGUCCUCGGUGCCCUCAACCCCCAGCAUCAGCCAGCGAGAGCUGCGGAUCGAGACCAUUGCCGCCUCCAACACCCCCACCCCCAUCCGCAAGCAGUCGAAGCGCCGGUCCAACAUCUUCACAUCUCGGAAAGGCACGGACAUCGAGCGGGAGAAGAAGCCCCCGGAGUGUAAGGCGGACACCAUCGGCAGCGGGCGGGCCAUACCCAUUAAGCAGGGCGUCCUCCUGAAGCGCAGCAGCAAAUCCCUCAACAAGGAGUGGAAGAAGAAGUACGUGACCUUGUGCGACAACGGCGUCCUGACGUACCACCCCAGUCUGCACGACUACAUGCAGAACAUCCACGGGAAGGAGAUUGACCUGCUGAGGACGACGGUGAAGGUGCCCGGCAAGAGGCUUCCGCGGGCCACGACCACCGCUGCCCCCAGCGCCAGCCCCAAAACCAACGGGCUGGCCAAGGAGAGGAGCAGCAUCCAGUUCCCUGGAGGCUCCAGUGCCCCCCACUCGGCCAGCAGCACCUCCCUGCACUCGGAGCGCUCGGGCAGCGGCACCAACCUGGUGGGCUUCAGCAUGAAGCCGGAUGGCGGCGGGGGAGGGGGCAUGCACCAGCGGUCCUACUCUGUCUCCAGCGCAGACCAGUGGAACGAAGCCGUCGUCCUGCCUAGCAGCGUCCCAAACCCAGCCAACGGCACCGCCGACUCGCUCAGCUCCAGCCCCAACGUGUCCAGCACCGCCAGCCCCAAGCUGGAGCCCCCGCCAUCCCCCCACGCCAACAGGAAGAAGCAUCGCCGGAAAAAGAGCACCGGCACCAGCCGGCCGGAUGGGGCUGGGACAGUGGCCGAAGAGCAAGACGAGUCCUUUGAGUUUGUCAUUGUGUCUCUGACGGGCCAGUCGUGGCUCUUUGAGGCCUCCGCGGCCGAAGAGAGGGAGCUCUGGGUUCAAGCCAUUGAGAGCCAGAUCCUGGCAAGUCUCCAGGGCUGCGAGAGCAGCAAGAACAAGGCUCGCCUGGGCAGCCACAGCGAUGCGCUGGCUCUGCAGUCCAUCCGCACGGUGCGCGGAAACAGCUUCUGUGUGGAUUGCGAUGCGCCCAAACCGGACUGGGCCAGCCUCAACCUGGGGGCCCUCAUUUGCAUCGAGUGCUCCGGCAUCCACCGCAACCUGGGCACGCACCUCUCUCGCGUCCGCUCCCUCGACCUGGACGACUGGCCUCUGGAGCUGGUGAUGGUGAUGACGGCCAUCGGCAACACGCUGGCCAAUUCCGUGUGGGAAGGCGCCAUCGAGAACUACCCCAAGCCGCCCCCGGAGAGCUGCAGGGAGGAGAAGGAGCGCUGGAUCCGGGCCAAGUACGAGCAGAAGCUCUUCCUGGCCCCUCUGCCCCACUCGGACGUGCCCCUGGGGCAGCAGCUGCUGCGGGCCGUGGUGGAGGACGACCUGCGGGCCGUGGUCACUCUGCUGGCGCACGGCACCAAGGAGGAGGUGAACGAGACCUACGGGGACGGAGAUGGCCGGACAGCCCUGCACCUCUCCUGCGCCAUGGCCAACGUGGUCUUCACGCAACUCCUCAUCUGGUACGGGGUGGACGCCAAGAGCCGCGACGCCCGAGGCCUCACCCCCAUGGCCUACGCCCGCCGGGCCGGCAGCCAAGAAUGUGUGGACAUCCUGCUCCAGCACGGGUGCCCCAGCGACGCUGCCAUGAGCUCCCUCACGCCCAGCCUGCCCCGCAGGAACGUCAACAACAACGCCUCCCCUUCCGGUGCUCUGUCCCCCGAGCCCCCGUCCCCCACGGCCCACUGAGCCCCCUCCGGGACAGCCCUCCGGCAGCGCUGCGAGUGCGGGGCAAAGGCAGCAGCCCUUGGCACCCGAGGGGCCUCUCCUUUGCCAGGCCUCCUCCUUCCCAUCCCCCAGGAAAAAGGGAACACGGGGCCCCCAGAGGGCCCAGAGCAAAGGGAACCCCCUUUCCCCUCUCCCUGGCUGCACUUGUGGUGUGUCAGUACUAUAGAGCCCCCCCCCCUUGCCUUCCCCCGCGUCCGCCGCUGCAGCCUUUCCGGGACAGACCUGGGGUGGCCCCCCACUUUGGAUGCUGCUCCCCCUUCUCCAGCCUCCCACCCGUCUCAGCCACUUGUGUAUAAAAUGUACAUUGGAAAUAUUUAUAUGACGGUCUGUAAAUAAGGUUUCUUUGCCGUU